AGGGCGAGGCUCUGCGCAUGCUCCGUGGAGUUCCUUUAUGGGGAAGAGGCUCAGAGCGGUCCCUCCCUCCUGUCUGACUCCGUCUGGGAAGGAGAGGUUCGGCGCAUCGGCGUAGACCGGGAGGCGGUUUGGGGACAUAUAUUUUUAUUUUAUUUUAUUUUGAAACACGGUUUAGCAGCAGUGAGCCUCUUCAUCACCAUCCUCGUCAUCAUCAUCCGUCGAUCCUGCAGUGACAGCGUCCAGGGCGCAGCGCGGCACCGGAAAACAUGUCUGGCUACCAGGGCAAGAAGAACAUUCCCCGCAUCACUAGCGACCGUCUCCUGAUUAAAGGAGCCAAGAUCGUGAACGAUGACCAGUCCUUCUGCGCCGACAUCUACAUGGAGGACGGAGUCAUCAAACAAAUUGGGGAGAACCUCAUCGUUCCCGGCGGGGUGAAAACCAUCGACGCUCACGGCCGCAUGCUGAUGCCCGGCGGCAUCGAUGUGCACACGCGCUUCCAGAUGCCCGACCGGGGCAUGAUCGCCGCCGACGACUUCUACCAAGGAACCAAGGCGGCGCUGGCUGGUGGCACCACCAUGAUCCUGGACCAUGUGGUACCGGAGCCUGGGGUCAGCCUCCUCUCGGCCUUCGAGCAGUGGCGGGAGUGGGCUGACAGCAAGUCGUGCUGCGACUACUCGCUGCAUGUCGACCUCACCGAGUGGCACAAGGGCAUCCAGGAGGAAAUGGAGACGCUAGUGAAGGAUCACGGAGUCAACUCGUUCCUCGUCUACCUGGCUUAUAAGGACAUUUUCCAGCUCACUGAUGCUCAGGUGUAUGAGGUGUUCAGUGUGAUCCGGGAUCUGGGAGCCAUCGCUCAGGUUCACGCUGAGAACGGAGACAUCGUCGCUGAGGAGCAACGCCGCAUCCUGGAGCAAGGCAUCACUGGGCCUGAAGGGCACGUGUUGAGUCACCCCGAGGAGGUGGAGGCGGAAGCUGUAAACCGUUCGGUGACGGUGGCCAAUCAGACGAACUGCCCCCUCUAUGUCACCAAGGUGAUGAGCAAGAGCGCUGCUGAUGUCAUUGCUCAGGCGAGGAAGAAGGGCACUGUGGUCUAUGGAGAACCAAUAACUGCCAGCCUGGGAACAGACGGUUCCCACUACUGGAGCAAAAACUGGGCCAAGGCGGCGGCCUAUGUCACCUCCCCGCCUCUGAGCCCCGACCCCACCACCCCUGACUACCUGAACUCCCUGCUGUCAUGCGGUGACCUGCAGGUGACGGGAAGCGCGCACUGUCCCUUCAACACGUCUCAGCGCGCCGUUGGUAAGGACGACUUCACCUUGAUUCCUGAAGGCGUCAAUGGUACGGAGGAGCGGAUGUCUGUCAUCUGGGACAAGUGUGUGGUUACUGGGAAGAUGGACGAGAACCAGUUUGUGGCUGUGACCAGCACCAACGCUGCCAAGAUCUUCAACCUGUACCCCCGUAAGGGCCGCAUCGCCGUGGGCUCAGAUGCCGACCUGGUGCUGUGGGACCCGGAUGUUACAAAGAUCAUCUCCGCCAAGAGCCACCACUCCACUGUGGAGUACAACAUCUUUGAGGGCACGGAGGUGCGCGGCGGGCCUCUGGUGGUCAUCAGCCAGGGAAAGAUCGUCUUGGAAGAAGGGAACCUUCACGUCACUGAAGGUUCCGGACGCUUUGUGACCCGCAAACCUUUCCCUGACUACGUCUACAAGAGGAUAAAGGCUCGCAGCAGGCUGGCUGAGUUGAGGGGUGUACCUCGAGGACUCUACGAUGGUCCAGUCUGUGAGGUGUCGGUCACUCCUAAAGCAAUGACUCCUGUGUCCUCUGCCAAGACCUCACCUGCCAAGCAGCCCAGCCAGCCGGUCCGUAACCUGCACCAGUCUGGUUUCAGUCUAUCCGGUGCUCAGGUUGACGACAACAUCCCUCGCCGAAACACUCAGCGCAUCGUGGCGCCUCCAGGCGGCAGGGCCAACAUCACCAGCUUGGGUUAGAGCUCCGCCCCCCCUGUGCAGAGGAGGGGGAGCAGAUUUGUGGAGGAGUGGCCUUCAGCAGCUUUGAGGGGGGGCUAAGUCUCAACACUAAACCCUUCACGGCCCCUGAGCGAGUCAUCCUUCAGCCUCAGCAACUCUGACAUUCGUCCUUUGCGUUUUUUUCCUGCACAUAUUCACAAUCCCUGUCCAAAUAAAACCUGAUGCUAAGGGACACAGUUAGAUGCACACUCAGAAAAAAAGAAAAAAAAUGCCUGCCUUGUCUGAUAGUAUAAAGAGAAAAUAUUUCAGCACUUUUGACACCAUUACUUUAAAAAAUGUUUUAUUUUAAUCUCCUCCUGCCACGCAUCCUUCUGAUGUUUGCAUUAACACUGUAAAAAGAAAGUUCCUGCAGGAGGUCCAUUGUAUUUCCAUUCCUCUUUAUUCUGCAAGAAACAGAAAAAAGCAAAGGUACAAAACCAGGACUGAUAUGGUAGUUUAGAAAACACCAACAGUUUUGCAGUUGAGUAAAAGCUAGUAAAAUGCUGUCAGGACUGCCUUAAGAUUUAACAAAUGAAAGAUCUUUAUUUGCAUUUAAAACUUCUUCAUGUUUGUUAUGGAUUAAUUAGCUUGAAAAUAAUUUACGCUUAAUUUCUCAAUUUAAUUUAGCAGAAUAUAUGUGGAAGAUAUGGUAAAGGAACAUUUUGAUUUGUUAGCCGUAUUUUAUGAGGAAUUUGGAAAAUCACACAACAAAAAAGAAAAGAGAAGUUUUAGCGUCAUGUGUCUUCAUUAUGAAAACCUUCUAACCUCAAAAAACAAUUUCUGUGAUGCUGUUUUAUUAAAAAAUCCAUGAAAUUGACAUGUUGCCAACAUUAUGUGUUAGCUAAACCUCACAUAAAAAGGUUAGCAUUAGCCCUUUGCUUCUGUGAGUAGACUAGCUUAGCAGCAGGGUUUGAAAACAGCUAACAGUUCCAAUAAUACAUUCCUAAAACUUCACAGUACUUUUUCUCCACUUUUUUAUUCUUUAGAAUUAAAAAAAUUCAGUUAUUUCUGACAUCCAUCAAUGCUAACUUUGGUGUAAGAAAAUAAUUUAAAUAAAAAGAAUUUGUUUGCGUAUUAAAUCAUGAUUGAAAGCUAACAAUAGAGGGCAUCUUAAUAAAGGGAUUGAAAAUUUAAACUAAUUCACCAUAAUAAAACUACAAAUUAGCAUGCUUGCUAAAUAUUGAUAGUAAAACAAUUAAAGGGUUUUAACUGGAUGUUUUAAGACACCCAACAAAAGAAAAAAAAGAUUCCAAAAGGCAUGCUAACAGCAUUUGUUUUUGUUAUAGCAUUAGCAUUUGUUACUUGUUUAAUUGCUGCUUCUAGAAACUUCCAGCACUUCUGGUUGAAUCAGACAUUUAAUUUUCCCUAAUUAAACUUUUCUAAACAUAAACUGCAGCUAAAGAGGGAAUAUUUGAAAUGCUACAGCAUCAACAUUGUGUGUUAUUACUGUGAGGCAAAUAUUUUUUAUCAUAUAUAUCACCACAUCCUUUUUUCCAUUUUUCUUGAUCUUCAUUGUUCUGUAGAGCAGAGAUAACAUUUCCAAAGCCAUCGGAUGGCAGUCUAUCACCGCACAGUGCAUUUAGAAACACAACCUUGUUUUUCUCUCACAAACAUGACUGUUUUACGCUCAUCGACGUCCGCCUUUGCUUUCUACUAUUUAAUGUGCCUGAACCUACAGGAGCUGUACGCAGCUGUUAUUCUAACUUUGUUAUUCUUUUAAGGGUAAGUGAAGGUUGUAAGAUAAAAAAAAAGUUGUAAAAUAGCCAGGAUUAACCGAUUCAAAGGUGCCAGAUGUUGCGCUUUCGUAGGGCCUGCACUGCAGUUAAAGCCCGUGUAAAGACGAAAAAUGCUCAGUAUCUUGAAAUGUUCUAAUAUUUGAGUUUUUACCUUGAUGUCAAACUGCUUUUUAGUGUCAUUCUGUAAUUAGACGCCUAAGGGCUGAGCACUAUUCAUUUAUGCUUGAAAGUAGACAUGAGCUAUUGUACUCUUUGACUCGUGUGCAGUGUUGGUGUGUGAGGGAUGGGACAGCAGGCUCCUGCACAACACUUGUGUUGGAUCUCAGAUUACACCUGUUUUUUUUUUCUUUUUUGGUUAGU
This is a messenger RNA of Oryzias melastigma (Indian medaka), 4102 nucleotides long. RefSeq names its product dihydropyrimidinase like 2b (gene dpysl2b). NCBI's taxonomy places the organism in Eukaryota, Metazoa, Chordata, Actinopteri, Beloniformes, Adrianichthyidae. The transcript has 14 exons. Gene Ontology annotation, molecular function: hydrolase activity, acting on carbon-nitrogen (but not peptide) bonds, in cyclic amides. The record is from RefSeq and is a predicted model, not a curated record. The coding region runs from base 267 to 1988 and encodes 573 amino acids. Gene Ontology annotation, cellular component: cytoplasm; cytosol.